Corythoichthys intestinalis (scribbled pipefish) is the source of this 1532-nucleotide messenger RNA. RefSeq names its product tumor necrosis factor receptor superfamily member 13B. The coding region runs from base 432 to 1145 and encodes 237 amino acids. Gene Ontology annotation, biological process: hematopoietic progenitor cell differentiation; B cell homeostasis; negative regulation of B cell proliferation. Lineage: Eukaryota; Metazoa; Chordata; Actinopteri; Syngnathiformes; Syngnathidae. Gene Ontology annotation, cellular component: plasma membrane. The transcript has 4 exons. The record is from RefSeq and is a predicted model, not a curated record.
UUUAGCAAGGCAAAAUAAAUAUCAUUGCAAGCAUAAACACUUGUUUUACAUAUCCCAAAAAUUUAUUCUGCAACAGUAUUAAAUGUUCGUAAUCCGAUGACUCGAUUAUUCAAACCAACUAAAGAUUAAUCGAUUACCUAAAUAAUCGAUAGCAGCAGCCCUAAGAGGAGCCUCUGUCUCCAGAAUUUAUUUGCAAAUUAUAUUGGAAAAUUCCACUAUAAUUUGCAAUUCUUUAAAAAAAAAAAAAUAAAUAAAUUUAAAAAAAAAAACCACACAGUUUGAUGUUUUAUCUCUCUUAGUUAAUGAAAAUGACAGGCCUUGCUCAUCUUUUUCAAAAGGAGAACUUGCACAAUCGGUGGCUGCGAAUACUUUUUUGACCCACUGUAUUUUUAACCAUCUGUCUGUUUAUAACUGCUAGGUAAUCGGCACCGAUGGGUGCCAAGUGCCCUGCAGGGGAACACUGGGACAGAUUGAUUAAAAAAUGUCUGCCUUGCCAUCUAAUGUGUCAACAACCACCGCUCAUCACAUGCACCGAAUAUUGCGCGUUAGCCGAUUGUAAAACACUGCCUGGCCACUACUAUGAUGAACUUAUAAGAAAAUGUGUGAGGUGUGCUGAUGCUUGUGGUAAACAUCCAGCAGAGUGCUUCCAAUACUGCCACCCUCCAGUGACGACUAAAAAGCUGCUUAUUGAAGUUACUCCACAGCUUCCAAAUGCUCUACAGAUACCCUUGGAAGAAUCUACUGUCCUUUUCUACACGCUCCUUGCCCUUUGCAUAGGUUUGCUGCUGUCCAGCCUGUCUCUGGCCUUGCUGGUUUUUCUGAGGAGAAGCAGAGCUGAGAUGAAGCCCCAGCGAGUAGUCGUCAAACGGGGCCAAGGAGAUGUUGAGCGAGGAGGUCACCCGGAUCAUAGGUCUAAACAUUUUAUGGCACACGCAGUUUGUGCUAGUAAACCAUCAGGUGAAUCUAGACCCACUGAGACCUGCGUGUGUGUCCAAUGCUACCCUGAACCCUCAACUUCUAGAAUGCCAUUGACGUACAACCAACAACCGGUGUUCAGCACAGUGUCCCAGAUGCAAAAUCAAGUUCCCCUGUCAACAAAAAACAUGUCUCACAUCUCCAGAUUAGAGACACGUAAUGAGUUAUGAGUCGAUGGUAGAAUGAGGUUUGUUCGUUUUAUAGUAGGCCUGUCAAAAAUAUCGUUUUAACGGGCGGUAAUUAAUCUUUUAAAUUAAUCACGUUAAAAUAUUUGACGCAAUUAACGCACAUGCCCCGCUCAGAUUAAAAUGACAGCAGAGUGUAAUGUCCGCUUGUUACUUUUUUUUUGGUGUUUGGCGCCCUCUGCUGGCGCUUGGGUCCAACUGAUUUUAUAGCUUUCAGCACCAUCAACAAUCAACAUCAACAAUGGCGAGCUACUAGUUUAUUUUUUGAUUGAACAUUUUUCAAAUUUGAAUAAAACGAAAACAUUAAGAGGGGUUUUAAUAUAAAAUUUCUAUAACUUGUACUAACAUUUAUCUUUUAAGAACUACAAGUCU